Cordyceps fumosorosea ARSEF 2679 is the source of this 1293-nucleotide messenger RNA. RefSeq lists its product as hypothetical. The record is from RefSeq and is a predicted model, not a curated record. Bases 1 to 1293 code for a protein of 430 amino acids. The transcript has a single exon. Lineage: Eukaryota; Fungi; Ascomycota; Sordariomycetes; Hypocreales; Cordycipitaceae.
AUGCUACUGCGCCUCGACGCCCGCGUCGCCCACCGGCACGAUGACCGUGUAACUCCCGCCGCCGUCCUUCCGCUGCACGCCCGUCGUCAGCAGCAGCGGCGUCAUCCGCCCAUCCCUCGAGAACAGCAGCUGCGGCCUCUCCCGGCGAAACAAGCGCACCUCCCCACCAUCCUCGUACCUCACCGUCGUGUCGAACGCGAGCGAGCGCAUCCCCAGCAUCCACGGGCCCGCGUAGUCCCGCGCGUACGCGUGCCGCCCGACCAGCGGCCCGUCGCCGAACCCGCCGCCCGGCUCCAGCGAGUGCGUCAGCAUGUGCCAGUGGCCGCGCGCGUCGCGAAACACAAACGGGUCCUCGGCGGCCUGCGGGAACACCGGGCCGGGUUGGAUUUUGGCGUACGGGCCAAGGUGGCCGCGCGAGGAAACGGCGAUGUUGAUCAUCUCGGCGCCGAGGCAGUCCUGCGGACACCCGCGGUACGCCAGCAGCACCGCGGCGGUCGCGUUGCCAUCCGAGCGCAGCGGGAACGCCGAGGGAUUCGUCACGUCCGCGUCCCAGUCCGCGCUGCUGUCCUUGCCCCUGAAUACCUGCCCGGCAUCCGUCCACGCCCGCAGAUCCCUGCUUACCUUUACCGAUAUGCCGCUCUCGCCGUUGUUCGCGUUCCCCGGGCCGCACGCGAACCUCUUCGAUGCGCACUCACCCGCCACGUCCGUCGGGCAGCCGAUGUGGUACAUCAAAUACGACUCGUCCGCCGGGCUGUACACCACCGUCGGGUUGUGCGCAAAUGUGCCCGCCACCUCCUCCGCGAAGACGUACGGCCCGGCGGCGCCCGCGCGCGACUCGGCGCGCACGAUGCGCGAGUACGGCGCCCAGUAGUCCAGCCCGCAGCCGUGCGCGAACUCGGAGACGAAGAGGUGGUGCAGCCCGGCGUCUACGGGGUCCGGCACGAUGCUGGCGCCCCACGAGGAGACGCCCGCGCGGUCGUAGCCGGAGCGCCGCGAGCGGAUAGGGCGCAGGUCGAGCACGCCGCAGUCGGCGCCGGUCCAGCCGGGGUCGCACGCGCACGUGCCGGCGCGGCAGAGGCCGUUGAGGCUGCAGUCCUCGUCGGUGGCGCAGCGGUAGGGCAGCUCGCUAGUCGCAGACGCGAUGGCGAGGAGAUGUGGGAGUGCCCGGCGGGCCGUCUCGAGCAGGCCCUUCAUCGUGUACGACUGGUGUGCCGCUUCGUAGUCUUGUACGAGCUUGGCGACGGCGUGGGCGAUGCUGGUGAGCAUGGUGGAAGAGUACGCCCGUUUCGUUGA